Prorocentrum cordatum is the source of this 1072-nucleotide messenger RNA. The record is from the annotation of a GenBank genome assembly. NCBI's taxonomy places the organism in Eukaryota, Dinophyceae, Prorocentrales, Prorocentraceae.
GAGGUGGUCGCCUCGGCCUCCGAGCGAGAGCCACGGCCCCCUCGCGAUACCCGAGUACAUCCAGGACCUGCUGCGCCGGGACCCCUCGGAUGCGGAGAGGCUCUACGAGCUCCCCUCCGAGGACGUGGACCCCCUGCUGUGGCAGUACGAGCACCUCCGGCAGUUCGUGAUCGAGUUCAACGCGCUCGUCGUCGCGCUCGGGGACGACUGCACCCCAGAGACCUGCCCGAAGAUGAUGGCGUCCAACAAGUGGCAGUACCGCUGCGCGGCGCACUCGGAGCCGCAGGACUGCGCUGCGAUCGACUACAUGCUGCACACGAUCGAUGGAUCCACGGCGCUGCUGACCAACGUCAGGCACUUCCCGUCGCGCUCGCAUGUGCCGCCCGGCUGUGCGGAGUACUUCCAGACCAUGGCGCGGCGUUUGUACCGAAUUUUCGCGCACGUGUACUACCACCACAGGGAGAUAUUCGAUGAGACGGAGGCCGAGCGGCAUCUGUUUGCGCGCUUCUCGCAUUUCGUCCUGAAGUACAAGCUGAUGUCCUCAUCGAUGCUCCUCGUGCCCCAGGAGGCGUGCCAGCCGUGCUCGUGAUCGUUCCUUCGAUGCUGCCCGUGGAUGUUGCCGGUGGUGCCCCUGCAGUCGACGCUGGUGCCGCGCCGCCGAUGAAGGCCGAGACGGGUGUCUGGACGGAGGUCUGAGGAAGAACGCCGGGGCUGAGGCCUGGCGAACAACAAGAGACAGCAGAAGUACAAGUUUUCGGAGGCCUGCGCAGAUUUCGUGGGCCGGCGCCGGACCCCCUCCCCUUGAGCGCGAAGCGCCACAGGGGGGCCUGGCCCUGAGGCGCCGCCGGGGGGGGGGGGUCCAGCGCCGACCCCCGAAGUCCGCCGCGUGGACCUCCGAACGCUUGUGCGUAUGUCGAUUGAUGUUCUGCGCCCACUGCGCCUUCGCCGCCCAGGACGGCCGAGACGGGUCCCCGCGGGGAAGACUUCGGCACCGAGGAUCGGCGGCACGCCCUGGCUCGGGGGGCGCCGGCCAGCGACGGCAGGCACGUGCGCCGAUCCACGCCAUGCCCGG